Mixia osmundae IAM 14324 is the source of this 908-nucleotide messenger RNA. RefSeq lists its product as uncharacterized. The coding region runs from base 9 to 641 and encodes 210 amino acids. NCBI's taxonomy places the organism in Eukaryota, Fungi, Basidiomycota, Mixiomycetes, Mixiales, Mixiaceae. The transcript has 4 exons. The record is from RefSeq and is a predicted model, not a curated record.
CCUGCCAGAUGAUCAUUCUUCUUGCUCUGCUCAACGUCCACUUUGCUCUAGCUGUGCUCGGCCAUGGUGAUGCGAUGCAGCAAUACAAUCUCGUCUGGCAAGGCACCGCGAUUUGCACCAUUCCAGCUUCCAUGAGCACCACCCAACCUCUUGGUGAGCGUCAAGGAAUCGAGACAGACAUCAGCUAUGCCACGAUCAUUAUCGAUCCUAUCCGUCUAGAUGAAGGCUACGAGUGUCGCAUCACCGUACCAUGGGGGAAGCCAGGCCUGACUUGCACGCUCAAGACGGUAGAAGUCGUGAAAGAUGCUGUCGAGUAUACUUUCGUGCUCGCCAACCCGAUCCGCCCUUUGCCCAUCGUGAUGGAGCAAUACGAAAGAUGUUGCAGAGCAAAGUUUUAUCACACCGUCAUUGUGACUUACCCUACGCGACUGAUCAAGGCUGUGAACUGCGAAGCUUUUGUCAACUGCAAUGACAAGAUCAAUCCGGUCUGUCAUAUGGACUAUCCUCUACCGAUGAGUGAUCGCUGCGUGGUAAUUAGCCCCGAAGACGCCAGAUGCUUACUGGGCGAGGUUCCGUCACAUCCUUCGUCGGCGGGUCAGGCGAUGCUUUCGACAAAAGAGCCUCACAUCACGCUGCAGUAGCUAGAUCGAUCGAGCGACGUCGGGAAUUGAUGUACAUUCAUGAGCCUAGCCAUGGACAUGUAUUCUUUGCAGGAUCUACGGGACAGAUGGUCUAGCGAUCGACAGAGAAGAGACAGAAGCCAAGAUCGGUCAACUGACUCUCGCAACGGUAUCUGACUGGCGGUGCGUAGAAUAGUGCGCAAAAGUCUGGCUUGGGAGGCAUGCCAGGCGGUGAGGUGGCUUCGCAUAGUAACUCAUAUCGACACGGUCCUUCGGUAAUGAGUCGAU